GAAAAUAAGGAAUUCCAAUCUGAAUGGGAAAAGAUGGAUUUAUUAGUUGGUGAAUUUAUUAAUAAUAUUACAAUAUCAAAUACUGAAAGCCAGAAUAUUUCAUUAUUAAUACCAAUUAUGAUUAGUGAA
Dentiscutata erythropus is the source of this 129-nucleotide messenger RNA. Lineage: Eukaryota; Fungi; Glomeromycota; Glomeromycetes; Diversisporales; Gigasporaceae. The record is from the annotation of a GenBank genome assembly.